Messenger RNA from Schistocerca cancellata (South American locust), 1020 nucleotides. RefSeq names its product speckle-type POZ protein-like. Lineage: Eukaryota; Metazoa; Arthropoda; Insecta; Orthoptera; Acrididae. Gene Ontology annotation, cellular component: cytoplasm; nucleus. Gene Ontology annotation, biological process: regulation of proteolysis; proteasome-mediated ubiquitin-dependent protein catabolic process. Gene Ontology annotation, molecular function: ubiquitin protein ligase binding. Bases 1 to 1020 code for a protein of 339 amino acids. The record is from RefSeq and is a predicted model, not a curated record. The transcript is spliced from 3 exons.
AUGUCGGCAGCUGCUGAGGUCCAGAGGACGGCGGCCGUGGACCUGGGCGCCCUGCUAGAUGCGGGCGACGGCGCGGUCGUCACACUGGUGGCGGGCGAGACGCGGCUGGCGGCGCACCGCGCGGUCCUGGAAGAGAGGAGCCCCGUGUUCCGAGCUAUGUUCCAGCACGACACACUGGAGGCCAGCUGCGGUGAAGUCAGAAUCGCGGACGUGGAGGGCCCGGUGCUGAGGCAGCUGCUGUCUUACAUGUACACCCUGCAGGCACCCCAGCUGACCAACACGGCCCGGGAGCUGUUGACGGCAGCCGACAAAUACGGCCUGUCCGCCCUGAAGGCCGCCUGCGAACAGCAGGUGGCGGCGCAGCUGGAGGUGGAGACGGCGGCGGCUGCAGCUGUGCUGGCGGUGAGGCACUCGUGCCCCAGCCUAACUGCGGCCGCCGUCCACUUCAUAAGGGCCCACGACUACAAAGCAAUGGCGACGCAGGGCUGGGCAGACGCCGUGCUCGAGUACCCAAAAGACAUCGUCGAAGUCAGUCGGCUGCUUGGUGAGCCACCAGCAGAAGCCAGCGCGGGCCGUGGCUCCAGCAGUCCCAGCACCGCCACUCGGCCGCUCGGCGACCCCGGCCGCUCUCCUGCCGCGGCUGCCCGCCACACUCCGCCGCCUCCUGACGACGCGGCCGUCUCUCGCCUGCGGAGCCUCUCUCAAGAGGAGAGAGGGAGGAGGCUGAUAGAGGCGGCCGAGCAGGGCGCGGCGGAGCAGGUGCGCGAGUUGCUGGCGGCGGGGGCGGACGUGGGGGCGAGGGUGGCGGGGCAGUUUAGCGGCCGGACCGCCCUGCACGUGGCAUCACGCGGGGGUCACGUGGCGGCGGCCAGCUGCCUCGUCGGCGCCGGCGCGGAAGUCGACGCCAGGACCAACUGGGAGCAGUUGACGCCCCUGCACUUGGCUGCACAGGAGGGCCACGCUGGUGUGGUGCGGCUGCUGGUCGGCGCCUCUGCUGACCCCAACGCCAGCGAUCUGUAG